Messenger RNA from Drosophila rhopaloa, 2009 nucleotides. RefSeq names its product fibrinogen-like protein 1. Lineage: Eukaryota; Metazoa; Arthropoda; Insecta; Diptera; Drosophilidae. The record is from RefSeq and is a predicted model, not a curated record. The coding region runs from base 170 to 1495 and encodes 441 amino acids. The transcript has 3 exons.
AAGAUUGGAACAGCGAUUGUGUUCUUUUAUUUUGUUUUUCUUAAUUAAUGACUUAAAGUUGUAGAAGCUAUAUUUAUAUAAAGAUUCCAUUAUUUAUGACGAAUCUGACUUCUGUCAAUAUUAUACUGGUUUUUAAACCAAUAAUUUUCACAUUGUCAAAUUGAUCGCCAUGAAACCUGAGAACUUAAACAAUCUCUCGCAGAAACCUCGGGGAUCAUUCGAUGACUCAACCACUGAAAACAAUUCGCCUUCUAGCGAUUCGGAUAUUGAAGGUAUAAGUUGUGAAACAAGCGAUCAAAAAAAGAUCGUGCAAGGACUAAAAAAAAAUGUUAGAAGAAAUAAAACCAAAAUAAAUGAUCUCGUUGCCAAGUUGUCAAUCGCCGAAAUGCAUUUAGCAAGUGAGAAGGAAAAGUCUAAUUAUAAGGACGAUGUUAUCAAAUCCUUGCACUUGUCGAUCGAUUUAGUUAAUCAAACCAAAGAAUUAAGCAUACAGAAAAUGGAAAGUCAAAUCGCAGAUUUGCAAAAUGUUCUCGAUUUGAGCAAGAGUAACAUCCUAAUUAAAGAUAUGGAAACAUCCGGUCUACUGGAAUCGCUCGAUCACUAUAAGAAAGAAAUUGACGAUUCAAACGCCGAAAUUGUAAAAUUGAAAUGUGAAGUCCAAGAAAAGGACAAUAAAUGUGUCGAGUUAGAUGAAAAGAACCAUAAAUACAAAAACUUACUGAAAGAGAAAGAGGAUAUAAUCACAAAGCUGCAAUUAGAACUUGUGAAUUUGGAAUGUAAAUUUCAGGAGAAGGACGAUAAACUUGAAGAAAUGGAAAAGAAAUGGGCUGAGUUACCUGUAGAUGAUGAAAACACAAGUGAAUCUAUUUUACUACUUAACUGCACUGAAAUCCCUUCAAUUAAAUAUGUAACUCCUCCUGGUUCCAAACCCUUUGCAGCAAUCUUUGAAGAUAUCCCUUCUGCUGGUCCAGGUUGGAUGGUCAUACAACGUAGAUUUGACGGAAGUGUCAACAUUAACACAAACAGUAGUUUUUAUUACGGCCAUGGAGAUUUAUCUGGCGAAUUCUGGAUUGGGUGUGAAAAAUUGCAUUAUUUGACAGCAAGUCGUAGACAUGAGUUGUAUAUUGAACUUGUCGAUUUUGACAAUGUUACUGCCUUCGCUAGAUAUGAUGACUUUGUUGUUGGAGGCGAAUAUGCGGAAUUUAGGUUGACGUCCUUAGGUAAAUACACAGGAAAUGCUGGCGAUGCCUUGCGGAGUCAUAUUUAUGAAGGUUCCUAUUGCUAUGAUCCUAAAAAAUUCCAUUCUGGAUGGUGGGGUACAAAUGAUUGUAAUUUAAACGGAAAAUACCACGGAUCUAAAAUUGAAUUGGACACCAGCAAUGGCAUUUGGUGGGGUAGUUGGAAUAUGGGGAAAAGAUAUUCUCUUAAAUCGUGUAAAAUGCUUAUCAGGCCAAAACCAAUAAUAAAAUACAGACCAGGUUGUCUUCAAUCAUAAAACUUUAUUUUCUCACAGAUGACAGCUUCGCACUUGUUAAGGCGAAAGAGCUGUGUUUAGAUGUCAUUAUAUGUAAACAUUAACAUAGUGGAACUAUUUGUAAUCACCACUACGACACAGUAACUAAUUUACUAAUCAACACACAUUAAGAUUUUUUAUUGUUUUAUGUUGGUUAGUAUUUAAACUCUUUUAAGAAAAGCUGUACAGUUAUUAAUAUAGUUGUAAGCAUAUAUAAUAUUAAUUUUAAAUUUUCACAAAAAAGGUGAAAAAACAAACCAAAUAUAAGUACCUUUAACGUAUUCGUUAAACAAAAAAUUAUAUUUUCGGUAAAUUUUAAAAAUUUGAUCUAAAAAUUAACUUUGUUGACUGCAAAAUGACAGCAGUUUUUCCACGUCCACAAAUCUCAAAACUCAUUAGAGACCUGGUUUAUUUCAAAAUCAGCACACCAAAAAUUUUCCAAGUCGCACUAAUCCUUUACAAGUUAUAGGACAUAUUAAGUGUUAAAUAAGACGUC